UUUUAGUCCAAGUUCAACAAAUCGCUAUAUCCAAAACCAUGAAGACUGUAUACUUCGUCGUCUUACUGCUCGUUGCACUGACCUAUUUCACCACUAUUGAAGCUUCUGCUAUUCCACACUGCAGCCCGUGGAGAUGCCAACAAGAAUGUCUUUUUAAGAACUUCAUGAAAGGAGAAUGCAUUCAACUCCAAUGCGUAUGUAGUCAGAAAAUUGGAGGCAUCCGGCCAUAACUGUUGCAAAGAGUUUAUUCAUUACAACAUUAAGCAAUAAUUUAAUUUCAUCAAAGAAUAUUUUGUAAUUAAUGUUUACUUUCUAAAUAAAAUGAAUCUGACAAUUUAA
Molecule: messenger RNA, 339 nt
Organism: Nasonia vitripennis (jewel wasp)
Lineage: Eukaryota; Metazoa; Arthropoda; Insecta; Hymenoptera; Pteromalidae
Product: nasonin-3
Exons: 2
Coding region: 39-230 (63 amino acids)
Source: RefSeq, marked validated